Messenger RNA from [Torrubiella] hemipterigena, 2619 nucleotides. The record is from the annotation of a GenBank genome assembly. Lineage: Eukaryota; Fungi; Ascomycota; Sordariomycetes; Hypocreales; Clavicipitaceae.
AACACCGGCGACUUUCAACAGCUCUGCAUAGAGCAUCACCAACUAUUUACAGUAUUCAAAAUUACAGCUACUCAGUAUACGGACUAAUAGAUAAAGUUCGCUACUCAGCUGCAGAUAUAAACGCAGCGACACGGCGAUGGAUCUCGCGGUCUCACACAGCGCAGCACAGGCGGCGCCUCAAAAGCGCAAUCGCGUGCUGCUAUCGUGUGCACCAUGCCGAAAUUCUAAGCUCAAAUGCGACAGAGGAGAUCCCUGUAGCCAGUGUGAAAAGAAGCAGCGGCCUGAUGCUUGCGUUUACGCGCCAAAGCCUAUCAAGAAGAAGCCGCCACCAAAGGGAAUGUCGGCCCGGUUGAAGAGGUUGGAAGGCAUGGUUCGGAAUAUUAUGGACGUUGAGGGGAAUGAGGAGCUCAUGAAGCAUAUUCUGGCGGGCUCUGAAUCUGGGGACCGCAAUGGUGCUUCCAAGACACCCAAGGGCCAUGUCGUGCAGAGUGGAAGUGUUCCGACGUAUGUUGGAGCAACUCACUGUAUGGCAAUGCUGGAAGACAUUGAAGAUAUGAAGGCCUACUUUGACGAGGAUGGUGAUGAAGAUGAAGGCGCUCUGCCCUCAGACGAACUAGACGGCGCGGAGAUGCUGUUGCAAACGAGCAAUGCUCCAGGUGACCGCCACGAACUUCUUGCUCAGUUACCUGAGAAACAUGUCAUGGAUAGGCUUAUUAUGCGAUAUUUUGCUUCGUCAAGCCCUUCCCAACGUAAGCAUUAGGUACCAGGCUAAGAGCUGCACGACACUGCCCGCUAAGACAAGAACAGAUGUUAUCCAUAAGCCAAUGUUUACACGGAAUUAUGCCAAAUUCUGCCAGGACCCAGAGAGUGUUUCACUCCACUGGAUCGCUCAGCUCUUCAUGGUUGUUGCGCUCGGCCUAGUCUUUAACCAUUUCACAGCGCCUCACGAGCUAGAGGCUGAUUCUUCAGUGCCUGUCAUGGAACAAAUUCGAAACUUUCGGUCCUGUGCCGCCUGGGCACUAACAUGGGGCAAAUAUACGCAGCCAACGCAUGAGACUCUUCCUGCAUUUAUCCUGUAUGUGGAGGCAUACUUCCUCUUCAACCGCGCGGCACAGAUGAACUGCUACAUCUUAUCAGGCGUUUGCGUUCGACUGAUGCUAAAGAUGGGGUUACACCGCGACCCUAGCAAGCUUCUCAAUAUUUCAGCAUUUGAAGGAGAAAUGCGCAGACGAUACUGGUACAUGGCUGUACAGGUUGAGCUACUGGUGUCGUUUCAUAUGGGCUUGCCUAGCAUCAUGGCGGGCAUAGAAUCGGACACAGAAUUUCCAAAGAACUACAAAGAUGAUGAUUUUGAUGAGGAUAUGAAGCAAAUGCCCCAAGAACGGUCGUUGAUGGACCACACGCACAUGACGUAUCCCAUCAUAAAGACCAAGCUUAUGACAGUGUUUGGCAAGAUUGCUCGACAAGCCCAUGCACUGACACCACCGAUGUACGCAGAAACAAUGCGACUGGAUUCCAUGCUAAACGGCGUGUGGGAUUCGGUACCAGCCAUAGUCAAAUUCCGCCCGCUCGAGGAGAGCGUCGGCGACGCCCCAUCACUCAUUAUUCAACGCAUAGGUCUUGCCUCGUUAUAUAGCAAGGCUAGAUGCGUUUUACACCGAAGAUAUCUUGCGGAACCUAUUUUGAAACGCGAGCAUGACUACUCUCGGAUACAGUGUUUAGAUGCAGCAGUCACACUUUUGCACUUCCAAUCCACCAUGUGGACGGCUACUAGACCCGGCAAUAGUCUGAGCGAGGUUGGGUGGUUUGUGUCGUCUCUCGCUGUCCACGACUAUAUGCUGGCGGCUACAAUCAUCUACAUUGUCGUCAAGUGCGAACAAUAUUCCGACUCUGGAAAGGACAUGGAAUGGGCGAAGACGGAUAAGACACUUCCUAGUCGCGCUGCCCUAGUCGACAUGCUCCGGCGGUCCUAUGAGAUUUGGACACAUGUAUCAUCGUCGGUGACGGAAUUGAGAAAGACAUCAGAUACGCUACGUGUGAUGCUCACCAAGUUAGGCUCCCCCGUCCCCAGCCCAGAUGCCUCCACAAACAGCCCCCCAGAUCUUAUCUCGGAGCUGUCUCGCAGCCGUGGCGCAUCGACCGCGACGUCAUGGAAUACCGGACCGACAUCAGUCGACGUCGCCUCAAGCACAGGUCUGGGGCAACUGCUGCAACAUCAGCAGCCACCUCUAUCAUUCGGGCUAUCUGACACCGAUCCGUUACUCUCAUCUGUGUACGCCACCGGUGAUGGGCUGUUUGAUGCUUCUCAGAUGGACACAGCGUGGAUGGCCGUGGCCGAUGAAAUGGACUGGCGUCAAGUCGACAUAUUCGGGACAAACCAAGCCGAGAUGAACCUAAGCAUGGCCGACGACGGAUGGGCAGCAAAUGCCUCUGCGUGGAAUAUCAGAUAGGAACCCAAGUUUCCCCCCCAAAAAAUACAUAAAUAAAAAUUAACCAAAAAGCACUGACCAGUUUGUCAAAUACCGGUAGUGAGUUAUAGCAAAAUCAUACAAUAGCCUGAAGAGGCGCUAAAAUCGCAGCAUUGCGCUUUGACUUCCCAAUAUGGGCAGCCGCUUCUGG